GCGUUUGGUCGUUACUCUUCAGUUUUAGCUACAGCCACUUUAAGUAGUACUGUUGCCUUUUACACUUACUCAACAACUACCACUGCACAAGCUACAACUAUGCGCGCUCCCGUCUUUUUCAUCUCUCAUGGAGGUCCAAAUCUUCUAGAAGAUAAAGAAAAGCCAGGCGACUUUUAUACUUGGUUUGGCAAGUACUUGAAGAAAGAACUGAAACCCAAGGCUAUCGUUCUUAUCAGUGCGCAUUGGCAAGGCACAGGCAAAAACGGCAUAUAUGUUGACAAUUCAGAAAAGCCAAAAUUGAUCUACGAUUUCUACAAUUUCCCUCAACGCUACUAUGAACAAACGUGGGAUCAGCAAGGUUCGCCUGAAUUAGCUGAAAAAGUCAUUGGCUUGUUGAAAAAGUCAGGAAUUAAUGCUUCUGGUCAACGCUAUGGAGCGGAUCAUGGUCUCUGGGUGCCAAUGAAACGCGCCAUGAAGUCCAACAAGGAUAUUCCGAUUAUUGAAAUAUCAACAUUCGGUCAUGAAGAUAUGGCCAUGCAUACGAAAAUGGGUGAAGCGCUUGCACCACUAAGAGAUGAAGGUGUUGUCAUUAUUGGUAGUGGUAGCGCAGUGCACAACUUACGGCUGCUAUGGUCCAAUAUGGACAAGCCAUCGCCUCAAUUCGUCGUGGAUUUCGAUAAGGAUAUGGAGAAGAUAGCAGUUGGGUCGACAGGUCAAGCACGAAAAGAGGCUGCCAAUCAACUGAGCCAACAUGGGGCGUUCCGACAAUGCCAUCCCACAGCAGAGCACCUGGUACCUUUCCAUGUGGCGUUAGGAGCUGCAGGCAGCGACGCAGGUGUAAAGCUUCUAGAGGACUACAUCGCAACUUUGGCAUGGGGAUCUUAUGGUUUUGGAUUGAGCAAGGAUACGGUGAUGCCCACUUACAAAAAUGUAAACAAGAUGGUGAACAACACUACUACUAGUACUAGUACGACAAGAGCAGCGACAACGACACCUGCUGGCGGCUUACCUCCGGUGCCCCUGGUUUUUCUCUUUGUGAUAAUACUCGCGUUUGUCAUAGCCCAAUGGAGAAGCUAGUAUUAUAAAAUGAUGCUGGUUGUCAUGAUUUUUAAGGAAAAGGAGACUUCUUCUUCUCUCUUAUAUUAUGUCGGGGCCAUUAAUAAGGGGUUGGGAAGAGGAGGGGUGAUUUGCUGGUUUAGCGAAGAAGUAAUACAGCACGUUGGAUUAGAGAGUCAGAAACAGGAGUGUGCAAGAUUGAAGAGGGGUAGAAAGAUUAUUGGAAGGAGUUGGUGAUGUUUUUUUAGCCUAGCUUGUUAGAAGCAUGGCUCAAACCACACACUGUGUUCACUCUCCACAGACAUGCCCUUCUCUUAUUUUCGUAUGUGCGUGUGCGUGUGCGUGGUGUGUGCUUGUGUGUGUGUGUGU
Molecule: messenger RNA, 1425 nt
Organism: Zychaea mexicana
Lineage: Eukaryota; Fungi; Mucoromycota; Mucoromycetes; Mucorales; Lichtheimiaceae
Product: Extradiol ring-cleavage dioxygenase, class III enzyme, subunit B
Exons: 7
Coding region: 100-1077 (325 amino acids)
Molecular function (GO): oxidoreductase activity, acting on single donors with incorporation of molecular oxygen; zinc ion binding; ferrous iron binding
Source: RefSeq, a predicted model, not a curated record